AUGUAAAAUGGAAGAUUGUUAGAAUUUAAGAACUCAGAUUAAAUUUCAAUUAAUAUUGUAUCUUCAUUUUUGUUUAUAUUUUAUAGUAAUUAUUUUAAAGUAAUCAUCAUAAUUUAAUAAUAGGUUAAAGAUCUUUGGAAGAAACAAAAUGAUUUACUUGCCUAUGAUAAGAUAAUGAAUACUAAAUUUCAGAAAAGUAAAUACAUAUAUAUAUUAUGAUAGAUGAAGCAUUUUUGUUGUCAUCAAGCUUUAUAUUGAAUUCAAAUAAUAUCAUAAAUAAUAAUAAUAAAAGACUACUCUAAAUUAUAGGAGACCAAAUAGAACCAAAACAAUUAGUUGAAUUGUUACCAUCAUUUUAAAAAACAAUUUAUAAUAGUUUUGUCAAUCAAUAUUUAUAUUAAGGUCUUGAUAUAAAUUAACCUUUGACUCUAUAUAUUUAUAAAAAUGAAUAUUUGGUAGAAUGUAAUUUGUAUGUGUAUGUCACAAUUAGUAAAGAUGAUAUUAUUUNGUGCAAAGUAAUCAAUAAUAUUGGGUAGCCCCAACUCUUUUGUUGUUUUCAAAAUUAUUCAUGAUUACAUAAAAGAUAAAUAAUUAUCAAUAUAACAGUUGGUACUAUUUACAAAUUUCAAAUUUCAUAAUAUCAUAUAUUAUAGUGUUUUUGAUAAAUCAAUAUUGGUAAGAUUUAGUUUUGAUUUAUAUUUUGUUGAUAAGUAUCUAAAUUUCAAUUAGGUAAAAGAAACUAGGUGAAGAAUUAUUUUCGAAAAAUUCAUAAUAAAAUUUAUUCAAAUAUAGUAUUUUUAGAAAUCCUGAAUUGAUGAAGAAUUUUUCAUCAUACUCGCAUUUUUUUACAGCUACUUAAGAAUAGAAUAUCAUUAAGUACUAAAAAUAAGUUUUAUAAAAUGGUAAUAUUUCUGAUAGAUUAUCUAUAUUAUAAUAUGUUUUCAAAUAUAAAAAAAUACAACUCUAUUUAAAUUUAGUAAAUAUAGAUAAAGCAAAUUUAAGUUAUUUACAAUAAUUAACUUUAGAUGCAAAUUUAUUAAAUGUCAUUUAAUCCUGUGAUGGAUUAAUUAAAUCCCCAUUAAAUGUUAAUUUGUAUAUUAAAACACUUCUUUUAGAGCAAUAAAAUUAUUAACUUUUAAUUAAUUUUAUAGAUUUAAAAAGUUAAUUCUACAUAAUAUUGACAAAAGAAUAAUCUUUGGAUUAAUACCUUAUUACAUUUAGAAUAUAACUAGAUAAAAUCCUAAAUACACUUGAAAAAUACAAGAAUAUUUUUGAAAGACAAUAUGAUAUGUAAAAUGGAAGAUUGUUAGAAUUUAAGAACUCAGAUUAAAUUUCAAUUAAUAUUGUAUCUUCAUUUUUGUUUAUAUUUUAUAGUAAUUAUUUUAAAGUAAUCAUCAUAAUUUAAUAAUAGGUUAAAGAUCUUUGGAAGAAACAAAAUGAUUUACUUGCCUAUGAUAAGAUAAUGAAUACUAAAUUUCAGAAAAGUAAAUACAUAUAUAUAUUAUGAUAGAUGAAGCAUUUUUGUUGUCAUCAAGCUUUAUAUUGAAUUCAAAUAAUAUCAUAAAUAAUAAUAAUAAAAGACUACUCUAAAUUAUAGGAGACCAAAUAGAACCAAAACAAUUAGUUGAAUUGUUACCAUCAUUUUAAAAAACAAUUUAUAAUAGUUUUGUCAAUCAAUAUUUAUAUUAAGGUCUUGAUAUAAAUUAACCUUUGACUCUAUAUAUUUAUAAAAAUGAAUAUUUGGUAGAAUGUAAUUUGUAUGUGUAUGUCACAAUUAGUAAAGAUGAUAUUAUUUUGUAAAAUUUAAUAGUUCUUAAAAAUUAACCCAAUCAUUUUGCCAUAUUUGAUUCAGAAGGGAAAAUAUUAGGAAUAUCAUAAUAAAUAUAUGAAUUUUUAAUAUCAAAAUCGGAUAAUUCUUUUACUAAAAAGCUAACAAUUUCUGAAUUCAUCCAGUAAGGAAUGAUUUAAUAUUAUCUUCCAGAUAUAUAUUGUCAUAUCUAAGAAUUAAUAAAUUAAUAUUCUUUAGGAACAUAUCAAUAAAUAAUUAAUAUUACUUCGAGAUGGUAAUUUCCUGUAAAUCAUAAAAAAUGCCUAGAAUAAACUUAAACUUUAGGACUUGUUAAUGAUGAAGCUACUAUUUCUUCAUAAUUAAAAAAAAAAGUUUAUUCAUCUUCCACAACAAGAUAAACUAUUUCUAAAUAACAUAAAUUAACAGAUGAAAUGCCAAUCAUUAAAAAUGCUAAAAUAAAAAUUAUGUAAUAACAUAUGAUGAAUUAAAUACAAACUCUUGUAGUUCCCCCAUCAAGAAUCAAAAAUAUAGAUUUUGAAGGAUCUUUGGAAUUUGUAUAAUAAAAAUUUAUAGAUUCAGAAACUAAUUACUUUAUUUUAAAAUUUAAAUAAAUAGAAGAAUUUUAAUAAUAAAAAAUAGCUUAAAUUCCAUAAAUAGAAGAUAUUUAAAAUUCAUCAUUAAUAAUUGAUGAAUCAUAAUUUGAAGGAUUAUAAUAAGAUUAUGAAUUCAUUUCAAAUCUUAUAAAAAGUAAGAAAUUAUAUACUCCAUUAAAGUACAAUAUUUGGAUUCUCUUAUUAAUGAUUUCAGUUACCACUAUUUCUUUAGUUGUGAGUUAUCUAUUAAAUUAUGAUAAUAUGAUUAAUUAACAAUAUGAUGUCAAUUUUUUAAAUACUCCUUAAGCUAUGACAUUCAAUAUUGGAGCUUCAUUUAUAUUGAUGUGGAAUUAGUAUUGUAUUUAAAACAAACUCUAUGUAAUUAGUCCAUAUUUAGAAUUUAGAAGACAAAAUUAAUUAAUAUAUGUAUUUGAUUUCUGGGGUAGUGUUCAUGAAGAAUAUACAAUGAACUUAAGUAAGAAGAGUACUUAGUUAGGUUUUGAUACAAUUGAUUUAAUUAGUUAUUAGAAUGGUAAAAAGAUUUAAUCUUACUUGGAUUACUAUUAAUUUUAUGCUAUAAUGAGAGAAGCAUUAGUUAGGCAGUUUAAAAAAACAGACUUUAAGAAUAUCACUACUUUUGACCCUGAUAUACUCAAAACAAAUGGACUAAUUAGAUAGAAUAUGUUAAAAAUAUAUAAAUUUCACAAUUUUGUAUUAGAUGAAAUGAUUUAAUCAACUGAGCAAUCUUUUUCUUAAUUUGAGAGUAGGACAUUUAUAUUUUGUGUAUAUUCUUCAAUAGUAAUAGUAUUUCUGUUGAUUAUAUUCUUUAUUAUUAAUUGUAAAUUAUUAAGAACAGAAACAAAAUUAAUUAGACUAUUAUAAUACUUAAAUAUAAAAAUAAUUUAAGAGUAGAUAGUAAUUUUACAUUUUUAAAAAGAAUAAUUAUCAAAAUUAUUAUUGAAUUAAUUUUAAUAAAAAUAUGAACCUGUCAUUCAAAAAUAAAGUGAAAAAAUAAUGAUUAAUUAAUCAAAAUUUAAUCCAUUAAGCAAAUUAGAAAAUUACAAUGAGAAAUAUACUUUAUUAAUAAUUUUAUCUUUAAUAAUUGGUUUUGAACUUAUAUUAUUUAUAUUUGGAUCUUAAUUGAUUUCCAAAUUAUAUAAUAGCCAAUAUUAAAGUAGUCUAAUACUUACUAUGAAGUAUUUAAAAUUGAAAUCAAGACUUGAUUCUGCUGUAAUUGUAGGAGAAGUCAUAAAAACUGAACAUCUAAUAAAAAACAAUAGUGCAAUAGAUUACAUUAAUUAAACUGAUCAUAUUUAAUUCUUUUUCAAUAAUAUUGAUGUUUUACUUAAUCUUUCUAAUUAGAUUAAUAAUGAACUUGUUACUACAACUUCAUAUAAUUAAACAUUUCAAUAACAAUUAAUUGAUAUCUUUAAUGAUGAUCUCUGUACUUAUUACUCUAGUAUAUUGAGUUUUUGUAUAAAAGAUAACAUUAAAUAAGAAUAUUAUGAAAAUGAAAAUUAUCUCACUUUGAUUGAUAAGGGUAUUUAUGGGAUAAUUUAAGACUUAAAUAAAUUAUCUAAAUAGGAAUUCAAUUUUGAACAAGUAAAUUUACUUUAUGAAUAUGAUUAGAAUCAUUCAGAUUAAUAUCUAUAAUUAUCCCUUCAUGCUCAUUUAUUUUUACAAUACUUUAUUGAAUUACAAACAUGCAUCUAUUUUUGUUUUUUAGAUAUUUUUACUGAAACACAGAUAUUAAGUAAUAAAUUAUCAAAUUAAAUCUUAACUUAUCUAAUCACUUCAUCAAUAGCGUAAAAUAUAUAUAUAUAUAUUUAUUUUAGAUUUCUUAUCUUUACUUCUUUUGUAUCUGCUUUUUGGAUAACAAAAUAGUAUAAUAGAUUAAAUUAAUUGAAAUUGAUUGCUACUUUGUUUCCACCUGCUUUAAUACAUCAGAAAGGAUUUAAUAAAUUGUUGUACUCUUAAUUAAUCCAGAUUAAAUGA
Molecule: messenger RNA, 4377 nt
Organism: Paramecium primaurelia
Lineage: Eukaryota; Ciliophora; Oligohymenophorea; Peniculida; Parameciidae
Source: the annotation of a GenBank genome assembly